This is a messenger RNA of Acanthosepion pharaonis, 837 nucleotides long. The record is from the annotation of a GenBank genome assembly. Lineage: Eukaryota; Metazoa; Mollusca; Cephalopoda; Sepiida; Sepiidae.
AUGAUUACUUUUCUUUCUUUCUUUCUUUCUUUCUUUCUUUCUUUCUUUCAUUCACUCUUUCUUUCUAACCCAUUCAUUCUAUUGUACUACAUUUUCUAUUGUCAUUCUUUAUUUCCUUUCUUUCUUUCUUCCUUUCUUCUUCAUUUAUCUAUUCUUUUGCACUAUAUUAUCUAUUUUUCUUUUCUUCAUUUUUCUAUUUCUUUCUUCCUUUCCCUUUUCUUUCUUAAUCUAGCCAUUCCUUUGUACUUAAUUUUCUGUUUUUCUACCUCCUUUCUUUUCUUAGCUUUUCUAUUUCGUUUUUCUUUCUUAGUUUCUUUCCUAACUAUUCAUUCUUUUGUAAUAAAUUUUAUAUUGUCUUUCUUCCUCUCCUUACCAGUUUCCCUUUCUUUCUUUCUUUCUUUCUUUCUUUCUUUCUUUCUUUCUUUCUUUCUUUCUUUUUUCCUUUUUUGCUUGCUUUACCUACAUAUUCUUUUGUGCUAUAUUUUAUAUUCUUUUCUUUGUUUCACUUUGUUAUUGUCUUCUUCUUUUGCAUCUUCUUUUUCUUCUGCGACAUUCUUUCAUUUUUUUCAUGUCACUUUUACUUGUCCAUUUUUAUCUUUCUGCAACAUUCACAUUCUUUCAACGUACUUAUUGAAAAAAGGUUUUUUUUAUUUCUCCUUUUCCUUCAGUUCUAUUCCUCACCACCUUUUCUGUUUGUUUGAAAUAUAUAUUUUUACAGAACAAACACUCAAAGAUGGAAGGCGUUUACCAAAGCGACCAGGCGUGCCUUUUGUCAUCCGCCUGCUGCACGAGCGUUCGUUCGUGACUCUCUAUCUUGAUGUUCGGCUGUCUCCGUGA